This is a messenger RNA of Orbilia oligospora ATCC 24927, 648 nucleotides long. RefSeq lists its product as uncharacterized. The coding region runs from base 1 to 648 and encodes 215 amino acids. The transcript has a single exon. Lineage: Eukaryota; Fungi; Ascomycota; Orbiliomycetes; Orbiliales; Orbiliaceae. The record is from RefSeq and is a predicted model, not a curated record.
AUGUCCACCGUUCUCCUACUACUCCUAGCGUUCAUACUAUCGAUUGUCUACAUUUUCAAUAGACGGCCAAACCUCGAAACGGAAGCAAAGCAUAGGCCGGCUUCAUACAGAGACACCGCCUGCCAAACCACAGACCCAGAUCGAUAUCAAGAGUCUGAACCCGAUCUAGUACAUACUCCGGCUACAUUGGAAACAAACGAACUAGACGUGGAAGAUCUAGACAUACCUUUCCUAUCCAAAAUUCCGCUAUAUAAUCCGCAAACAAGACUUACAUACUUCAUUCCCGAAAAUGUACUGCCGUAUCACCCGGAAGGGUUGGAAAUCCCUGUUUCUGUGGUAAAUCGACUAUGUAAAUGUGCUUUGGAGGCGUUUGAAGUUGAAGUUGAAGAAAGUGGGUCGGGUGGAGUGAAAGAUGGGACCACAGCUAUUACGGAGGUAUUAAACCCUUCGAAAAUGACAUUUUAUGUUUUGGAAGAUGGCAGUUGUGAGGUCCGUGAGGAUCGGGAUGAAAAAGUUCCCGAAGAAUGGGUCAAAGUGCCCGAGCGAGUGGUCGAGUUCCUAGCAGACGAGGUUGUGAAAUGGGUGGAUGGAGAGAACAUCCCAGACAACAUCAACAUCAAAUCAAUAGAUCUAGAUGAUGAUUCCUAG